Molecule: messenger RNA, 4533 nt
Organism: Biomphalaria glabrata
Lineage: Eukaryota; Metazoa; Mollusca; Gastropoda; Planorbidae
Exons: 22
Coding region: 140-2566 (808 amino acids)
Cellular component (GO): plasma membrane
Molecular function (GO): carbonate dehydratase activity; zinc ion binding
Source: RefSeq, a predicted model, not a curated record
AGACUACAGAUCGUCGUGCUUUGUUGUGUGAUCUCGUGAUUGACGUCUGCUAUCUCAAGGGGACUGAUUCUCGAGUGACGCCCGGUCGUCAGAAGUUGGAAAGACUACAGAGGAGUUGGACAAGUCUGACAAUCAGACAAUGUGCUGGGUUAAAGUAAUAGCUGUUCUAUCAGCGUGUUUAUUUAUAACAGUCCACUCUGCUGAAUGGACAUACAAGGGAGACCAUGGCGAUGACCACUGGCCAGAGCUUUUUGACAAAUGUGCCCAGAGACACCAAUCCCCGAUCAACAUCUACGAGGGUGACUUGACCAUAGACAGCCAACUACUUCCAUUUAGGUUCAGCAACUACGACGCCCUAGUGGACAUGGUUUUGUCCAACAAUGGACACUCAGCUGUUGUCACACUCGGCCCUACAGUCCCAGUGGCUAUCUCAGGAGGAGGACUGACCAAUACUUACAAUGCUGUCCAGUUUCAUUUCCAUUGGGGUGAGACCAGCGUGGAUGGGUCAGAGCAUCUGAUCAGUAGUGCAGCGUAUCCUAUGGAGCUUCACAUCGUUCACUACAACAGCAAGUAUCCAGACUUCAGCACUGCAUCAGUUCAGCCUGACGGUCUAGCUGUCCUGGGAUUUAUGUUUGAGGUCUCCAGCACCAAUAACAAGAACCUGGAUGACAUCGUCAACAAUCUAGUCAAUGUGAUGACCGUAGGUACAUCAGUGAGUCUGGGUGCUGGAACUCUGUCGUCAAUUUUGCCACCUUCUUUUUCCAAAUUUUACCGAUACCCUGGCAGUUUGACUACACCUGGUUGUGACGAGUCAGUGACCUGGACAGUGUUUAAAGAGACUAUCCAAAUAUCAGAAUUACAGCUCCAAGUUUUUAGGAGCCUGACGGACUCUCACAAUGAGCUGUUGAGUGAAAACCACCGAGGAGUUCAACCAAUCAACGAUCGAGUGGUUGUUGCCAACUUUGACCCGCACAUUCACUGGAGUUAUCACGCCACAAGUGAGUGGAGUGACCUGUACGAAGCGUGCAGUGCCGAGAAUCAAUCUCCAAUCAACAUUGAGACCAACUUAACACAAGCAGACGAGAAAUUGCAAGUUUUGACUUUUAAAAACUAUGACGGGUCAUCGCCUGUGACUAUGAAACUUAAGAACACUGGCCACGCAGCCCAGGUUGAUUUCAGUGGAGCCGAGAUAUCUGUCUCCAAUGGCGGUCUGCCCGACGAGUAUGUAGCGAGUCAGUUGCAUUUCCACUGGGGAUCUCAUGACUUGAUUGGUUCUGAGCAUUUGAUAGAUGAUCACAGUUACCCCAUGGAGCUUCACAUUGUCCACUACAAGAAGUCACUGGGUAGUCUUGCCGCUGCUGCCACGGAGGCUGAAGGUCUUGCAGUCCUAGGAAUUUUUUUUCAGAUCUCGUCAAACGACAACCCGGCCUUGAAUUCUAUCAUUCAAAAUUUAGGGAGCAUUCAGAUGCCUGAUACCUCUGUGGAGAUACCAACAUUUAGUCUUAACAGCAUACUGCCAGCUAACAGGGUGGACUUCUACAGAUACGAAGGCAGCUUGACCACCCCCAGGUGCUUGGAAUCCGUUAUCUGGACUGUUUUCAAGGACUCUGUGCCCAUUUCAUCUGCCCAGCUCGACAAGUUCCGUAACAUCAGGUCAUCUGAACGAGAUCAGAAUGGACAAAACAUAGCUCUUGUGGACAACACCAGACAUGUCCAGUACCUCAAUGGAAGAGUUGUCCUCAGGAAUUUCAACUUGCCUCCUCCAGACAAUUACUGGUCCUACAAAGGUAGCCACGGUCCAAGCAGCUGGGCACACGACUAUCCGCUGUGUGGGGAUCGCUACACUGGCCGUCAGUCCCCGGUGAACAUCGACACUACAAAAGUUCUGUUUAACGUCCUGAACUCCAUACCUCUAAGGCUAGAUGGCUACAACGCUAGCAGUGGCUACACUCUGACCAUGAGGAAUACUGGGCACUCAGUUCAGAUAGACAUUGAUGGCAACCUGAGAGUGUCCAGGGGUGGACUGAGCCUUACAUACAGGGCUACUCAAGUCCACUUUCAUUGGGGAUCAGACAGCACCAGGGGGUCUGAGCAUACCAUUGACGGUCGAUCCUAUCCAAUGGAGAUCCACAUUGUCCACUAUAACAUUAAGUAUCCAAGCUUUGAGGUGGCCAGUGUAGAGUCUAAGGGGCUAGCUGUGCUCGCAGUUCUGGUAGAGGUAACUACCCAACCGAACGUUAGACUUAACUUUGUAUUCGAUUCAUUGGCAAAAGUAAGCCAGCCAGGAUCAAGUGCUCUGCUUGAUGUUGUCGCUUUUCCGUUUCUGCCCUCGGAUACAUCCAGCUUCUUUCGUUAUGAGGGUAGUUUGACCACACCUGGUUGUUACGAGACAGUCACGUGGACUUUGUUCAGGGAGACCAUCAAAGUUUCGGAAGAUCAGAUCGCCAAACUUCGAACUCUCCAGCAAAUCGAUCAUUCGACAAACCUGCCAACUCCGAUGGUGGACAACAACAGACCCGUUCAACCUCUGAAUGGUCGCACUGUCACUUCCACUUUUUGGUUUUAGUUCUUUUAGCACACACUGACAAGUCAUUUGGUGGAAAUAUAUUCUUUUAAUGCUUAUGUUACUUUCUGCUCAUUUGUUUACAAGCUAUCGUGAUACCUACACAUUUAAAUGCGUCUGAUACAGAUUUCUAAAGGAUUUAAUAAACUAGAUAAUAUAGUAUCAUUAAGUAUAAUAAGUCUAAAUAUUAUUUAGAAGUGGCGAGUUUGAUUUUACAUUUCAAAAUCUGUAUGGGAGGAGAGAGUUAGAGGGAGGUAGUUUCACUAUCGGAAAUGCUUUUAUUGUAAGCCUAUAUUGCAGCGGUUCUCAGCCUUUUUAGCUCGGCGACCCAUUUUUACUAUUAGCAACAAUGCUGCGACCCCAAACAGUAAAAUUAUUUUCGUUCAUAAACAUAAAAAACUGUGCUUUUGCUAAUAGUAUAAAAAUGUAAUCCAAAAGUGAGUAAUUGUUUAGAUAAUCUGGAAAACUCAUGUAUCGCAAAAAAAUAUAUUAUUGAAAAUGAAAGAAGACAAAUCGGGUUAGGACUGUUACACUAAAUCCAGAUUUGUGUUACUUGACAAUAAAGAGAAUUCAAUUUUUGCUUUAUCGCUGUUAAUGAGCUCCGGAACACCUUCAUCUUUGACUGUGAAUGGAUUUCUGGCAAGGGUUAAAGGUACAUCAAAUUAAAAAAAAAUCAUGUUUUCGAUGCUCUUAGGCGCAGGGGCUUAGCUAGGAAUUGCCCAUUAUUUGGGGGCACGGGGGACUUUACCUCUUUGCUUAAUAUUUAAUAGAAAAAAACACUCAUUUGUGGGCCCCCUUCAAGUGGGAGACCAGGGCGAUUUUCAAAUUCUCCCCAACCCUAGCUACGCCACUGCUUAGGCGACCCCCUGCAAAUCAUCAUUCGACCCCGGAGGGGAGUGGCGAUUCACAGGUUGAGAACCCCUGCUAUAUUGUAUUCAUUGUUUCUGCUUUUAUGUAUACCCAACAAAGGCUUGUUGUAUUAGGGUCACAAUUCUUUAUUAGUUGUAGCCCCUGUUGCCAAUUGUAACUUCAUUUAGUUUGUAAAAAUCGAACAUUAUUUCCUUGCUACUAUAUUAGAAUGUUGGUCAGAAUUGCUUUCACUACUAUAUGGACCCAUACAUUGUUAAAAGUGCAAAAUUAUAUAAGCCCGGUGAUAGAUCAUAGAUGUGGUGAUAACUAGCAGAUAGGGAAACGUUAGAGUUGUAUAUAUUGCUCAUACACGAAUCAUCAAUACCAACAUUAAAAAGCAUCAGACGAUUCUGCAGCUCUUACUAAAGUGAUACCAUUUUUUCUUCUCACAUAGUUAAUUGUUGAAGACGGUCUGUAAUAAUUUAUUGAUGUGACUUUUUGGUUUAUCAUUGAGCAGCUAUUAUUUUUAUUGUUGCCAUGAAAUUUAUAAAUGAAAUAUUCAAGAGUUUUAUUUACUUGUUUAUGUUGAUGUACAUUUGGCAAUGUAUUUAUUACUCACUGUAUUAUUAUAUAUCUAUUCAACUUAUCCAACUAUAAAAUGGUCUUUGGCAUGUGACGAAAGAAUAUACGUUUCGAUUUUCAUACUAAAGGUCGUUACUUAUUUUUUUAUUACUUUUUUGUUUGUUUACAGAUUUAUUUUUUAUUUGAUUUUACAAUACAAAAAAAAAAGUUCACAAAAAUUAUUUCAUGAUUUUAAAAAUGUAUAGUACACCGUACAUCGGAUACGCCGAAAGGCGUUCUACUUUUUAAUUCGCUUCUAUAUUAUUAGAAUCUUUAUUGAUUUACAUUGUCAUUAAUAAUUCACUCUUGGUGUGAAUAGGUCUGGAAUCAGGAGUAGUCAUAGACAUAAUGUGUAGAAGUAUAUAAUAGAUGGAAAUGCUAAAUGUAAGUGAUAUCAAAGAAAGCGCAGUGCCUAACCAUUUAUAUCUCUUCUUGCUCAGUAUAAUUGAAAUAUAAUUUACUUAUUGAAAUUUACUUAUUAAAGUUGUUUUAACAAAUUA